AAAAUAUAUAUGUAAAACAACAUAGUACAGAGUAAAAAAUAAACAGAGAGACACAGAAAUAAUGGUGAUAACUGGCACUUGUUCUGUUACUUGUUCAACUGUUUUUGAUAUUGGAAAUUAUAAGACUAAGUUGGUGAAAGUUGAGGCACAAACAUGUUGUACCAAGCAAAACUCUCCUCCAAAGGCUAUGUUGAUUGGCACUCCAUCAGAAGCAGGAAACUUCCCAGUAUUGAUAUUUCUUCAUGGCUAUCUUCUUUACAAUUCUUUCUAUUCUCAGCUUAUCCAACAUAUCUCUUCUCAUGGCUUCAUUGUUAUAGCUCCUCAGUUAUAUUUAGUAGAAGGAGCAGAUGCAACUGAGGAUAUCAAAUCCACCGCUGAAAUCACAAACUGGUUAGCUGAAGGAUUGCAGCAUUACCUUCCACCUGAAGUUGAGCCAAACUUGAAGAAACUUGGACUAGCAGGCCACAGCCGUGGAGGAAAAGUUGCAUUCUCGCUAGCUCUUGGCAAACUUCCUAAUAUUUCUACUGACCUGAAAAUUUCAGCGUUGAUCGGUGUUGAUCCUGUUGAUGGAAUGAACCAAGGAAAGCAAACUCCACCAUCAGUUCUCACAUACAUUCCACAUUCCUUCAAUAAUCUUGAUAUGCCAGUGAUGGUAAUUGGCUCGGGUUUGGGAGAAGUUAAAAAGAAUCCUCUCUUCCCUGCUUGUGCUCCUAAAGGGGUGAAUCAUCGCGAUUUCUACAAUGAAUGUUGCAAGCCAGCUUGUUACUUUGUGGCAAAGGAUUAUGGACAUAAUGAUAUGUUAGAUGAUGAAACGAAAGGGAUUCGAGGCAAGGCUACUUAUUGUUUGUGCAAGAAAGGGAAAUCUAGAGAGCCCAUGAGGAGAUUUGUUGGAGGGGUUUUGGUUGCAUUUUUGGAAGCUUAUCUGGAAGGAAAUUCGAGCGACUUGAUAGCUAUUAGAGAUGGGCAUGUUACACUGCCUGUUGAGCUCCAAGAUUCUGAUUUUCUUGUCUAAGUUAUGGGAUAUGAUUUAGAACUUUGGUUGUGGUUACAAUUGGUAAGUUAGGUUAGCUUCUUUACGCUUCUUGAUGUCUCGAGAUCACAAUGAUGUUUAGUUGUACUGUAAAUUGGUGAGUUACUAAUCAUUGUCCAAGUUUGGAUAAUGUAAUGGUCAAACUGGGAACAUGUUUAGUACUUGUUGAAA
Solanum dulcamara is the source of this 1201-nucleotide messenger RNA. Its product is annotated as chlorophyllase-2-like. The coding region runs from base 62 to 1012 and encodes 316 amino acids. The transcript has 2 exons. The record is from RefSeq and is a predicted model, not a curated record. Gene Ontology annotation, molecular function: chlorophyllase activity. Lineage: Eukaryota; Viridiplantae; Streptophyta; Magnoliopsida; Solanales; Solanaceae. Gene Ontology annotation, biological process: chlorophyll catabolic process.